AUGCGCGGCGCGAUGGACGGCGCGAUGCACGGCGCGAUGGACGGCACCAAUCAGACUGAUUUGGAGCCGCGCGGGUCAUGCGGGCGUCGAUUCGAGAAUCUUGCGAGAGUCCUCCGUCCCAUCCCUCUCCGCCGCCUCCCCCUCUCGCUAACUCACGGCCUAUCCCUGCCAGCAACGCCACUCACACCAGCAGUAUCAUCACCAGCAACGGCCGCAGCGGCUCUAGAUCUCGCCCUGUCUCUUAAUAAUGAUGACGUCAUAACGAUGACGGAGCGGAGCGGGGACAGUCCACGUGGGGCGGCCAAUCCGCUGGUGGCUGUCAGAGACAAUGGCGCGUGGACCAAGUGGGGCGUGACUCAGCAUGACGUGUUUCGGUGCGACGCUGACGUGGCUGGCGAUGGUGCUGACAGAGGCUGCGCGGUGCUGAUGCCGCCGCUGAGAUUGACUGGCGAAUCAGAGGAAGGCGAAGGGCGGCACGAGAUCGCUGAACGGCCGCAACUGACGCUUGCCCUUUUGGGAGAAGGAGACAGCGGACUGCGAUGUGAUUGGUCCAAGAGGAGACGGCUGGAGGCGCUGACGUGUCAUCAGGAGCCUCUUAACGAGUCCCUUAGUGGGGAGCCUUCCGGGCCGCAUCAUUUCAAGUCGACUUCAGUGGUCAGCGAGAGCGGCUCGAGCCGCUCACCCGACUCGCCACGCGAACCGCUUGUCCUAUUCGGAAAACCGUUAAAUGCAACGGACGACCGGGGCCAUGCAACGGGUGCCACAGCAACCGACGCCGCUGCUUUUCCUGCUUUUGCUGGCGUUACAACCCCGUCCACUCCUGCUUCUGCCGGCUGCACUCGGUCGUGCGGGCCUGACGUGGCUGCAGACGUGUGCGACGCUGAGGUGGCAGCUGACGUGUCAGCAAGGGAGAGCGAGCCGGAUGCGACAGCUGCCGCUGUUCUCGGUUCCCCAUCAGCGCCUGAAUUAACGGUUGGAGCAGCAGCAGCAGCCGCCGAGGAGAAUCACGCCGUUGAUCGUCGAACCAGCUCGAAUCCGCGCGUCGGCAGCGCCCCCGGCGGCGGCGCAGUGCGCGGGAUCGGAAAGCUAGGGCGGCGCUUCCGCGGGAUCCGCCAGCGCCUGUGGGGGCGGUGGGCGGCGGAGGUGCGCGACCCGUUCGCGCGGCGCCGCCUGUGGCUGGGGAGUUUCGACUCCGCGGAGGAGGCCGCGAGGGCGUACGACGUCGCGACGCGGCGAUUAAGAGGUCCGUGGGCUAAGACUAACUUUCCGCUGGACCCGCGCGAUCCGGAGGAUAAGGAGCAGCUUGCGCGGAUGGCGGUGGCGGUGGCGGCGUGCGCCAAGGGGCGGUACCGCACGAAGCUGGCGGCGUGGCGGAAGCUGUGCGGGCCGGUAGAGGUGGCGGGGGUGGUGGUGACGGGCGGAGACGCGGAAGAGCGCGCCGAGGUCGGGGGGGACGCGGAGGGGGAGUUGGAGGGGGGAGCGGAAGACGGGGGUGCGGAAGAGGAGAAAGCGGAAGACGGGGGAGCGGAAGAGGAGAGAGCGGAAGAAGGGGGAAUGGCGGAGAAAGAAGCGGAGGAGGAGGAGGAGGCUGUGGGUGGCGCGGUGGUGGCGGAGGGGGGAGAGGCGGAAGGGGAGGGGAAAGGGAAGGAGGGGGAGAACGAGAACAAGCAGGGGGAAGAGGAGGAGGAAAGAAAAGAGGACAUUGUUGGUGGUGAUGAGGCCGCAGGAGCACCAGCAGCUGUAGCUUCUGCAGCAGCCUCAGCUGCAACCAGCCUUGACACUUCAUCCACUGUUCUGAACUCAUUUCCCUCAAUACAGUCACAUCUCAGCACAUCCUCUGUACAGUCCCAGCUCUUUAGAGGCGUGCGUCAACGACCUUCAGGAAAGUGGGCUGCGGAGGCUCGGGACCCGACCACGAAGCGCCGGCUGUGGCUCGGGAGCUUUGACACGGCUGAAGAGGCGGCCCGAGCCUAUGAUGCUGCAGCAAGGAAAAUGAGAGGUUCAGGUGCCAGGUGCAAUUUCCCUACCAAGGAAUAA
Molecule: messenger RNA, 2037 nt
Organism: Closterium sp. Yama58-4
Lineage: Eukaryota; Viridiplantae; Streptophyta; Zygnematophyceae; Desmidiales; Closteriaceae
Source: the annotation of a GenBank genome assembly